UAUUAUAGUUAUAAUGCAGUUGGAUAAGGAUAUGCAAUAUAUACAAACAAAAAUAAUGGGCAGAGCAAAAUUUAAAUUUGACAGACGAAGACUAUUACAUUAUGGAAUCCAUAGUUGUGACCAGGCAACACUACGCGGGUUUUAUAACAUUAAUAAUAGAAGGAGAUAUAUAUAUAAUAUAGCUGUGUUUUAGAAAACUACCAGAACAUAACAUGUAUAGUAAAUUAGCAAAAUUGAAAAGUUUAAUGGGGUAAACACUUAAAGUAAACAAGAUAACAUAUAUAUGACUGAUUAAGCAAUUUAACAAAAAUAGAUCAGACGAUCAAAAUAAAAAAAUAGAUUAGAUGACAUACAGGAGGCCUGGUCGAGAACCGGGCCGCGGGGACGUUAAGCCCGGAAAUCAUCACAAGGUAACACUCAAUGAAGAAAAACAUACAUUUUUAAUCAAUAAAAUUUAUGAUACAGUACCAGUAAGACACAAACAACUUUUUUCAAUGAAGAAAUGUGAGUGAAAUUCGUUACAUAAUAUUAAAUAAACAUUUCUUAGUCUCUCUUUUGAGCUGGCUGGGAGACUUGCAGCUUUUAAUUACAUUUGUGAGAUCAUUUCAUAAUUUGAGACCCUUGAUACACCGCAUUUCUGCUUUGGUUUAGUCUCACUCCAGGAAUCUCAAAAGGAUGUGUUCCUCGUGUGGUGCUCAUGAGUUCUACUACAGCUCUAGCAAACAUAUAUAUCCUCAGUUUAUUAUGUCAGGAUUGGCAUUGAUGUUCAUAGUUUUAAAGAUACAGAAUACACUUGGGAGUAUGUGCAGUGAUGUGAUGUUAAACAUGUUUAAAGAUCUCAGUAAGGCAGCAGAGUGGUGUCUGGUACUGAAGUUUGUUAUUGUAAUGGAUCUCUUCCGCCAUACACUCCAACUUUAGGUACAGAAGGAGUGUUGAUAUAUAUACACUAACGUGAUAUAUAAAUGCGAUAAUAAAUUGGAGCAAUGAGGGGAUUUAAACCCUCAACCUAUACCAGAACGCAUGGGGGCAACCUGUCCUUAGGGAGGAGGUGCCCUGGAGGUGAUUAGUACAAAACUACUAUGUAAUUAAUGCUAUUGUUUACUCCCCUAGCCAUGGUUAGGAUAGGUUAAGUUAGGUUAUGCAUGGUUAUGUUAAUAUGGUGUAUUAUUCUCAAACGUGAAAUAUGAAAUUCGAAAACUAGUUGAGUAUUCACUAGGACUUCAUUUAGUUAGUUUUGAAUCAAAUUAAAAAAUAUAUAUUAUAUGUAAUGUAACGGAACGCUGUAUCAAUUCAUAAUAAACAAAUAUUUGAUAAAAUAUAAUAGUUGAACAAAAUAUAAUAUAAUAAACUGUUAACAGAUGGCGCUGGUGUGAUGGUAUCUGGCAAUGUUUGUCCCAAGUACACGUCUCAGUUAUUCAUGGACAGGUUUCUUGUCUUUCCUCUUGGGCCUUGAUCGUUUUGUGAGGAAAACAAGCGGCUGUUAGUGAGCCAGUGGCGAGUCUGGUGACAGAGUGAGUUAGUGGUGACGGUGUAAACCAGUAUAUGAUGGCGGCGAUGGUGUUUGUGUGGGCGGUGGCGGUGUGGGCUGCUGCAGCGGCCGACCUCUCGCCGUACAAGUACUCGUGUCUUCACUACUGCCAGUCACAACAGUAUGGUAAUACUCAACAUUAUUGCUGCCGAGCUGCCCAAGUUAUUUUAGACAGUGUGCACCUAAGUGACUUCUCGCCUACUACCUCUGCUGAUGCCUCCCACGUCCCUAAUUUCCCUGUAAAUACUUACACUCCAAUAUUUAUUGACGUGGAAAGUAGUGUAGAUGCUGUGGGAACAGUCACUACUUCACCGCUGCUGUUCAACCUGCAUCCACUCGGCUUGGGGCCACCCGUCGGCUUGGGGCCACCCGUCGCCAGCACAAUAGUUGGAGCCUUCUCCGCCACUACGGUUGCCACUACCACGGCCCCCGUAACUCCAAUCACCACGGAAGAUACGUGGAGCCAAGAGCGCGGGCAGUGUCCUCCUGCACGUAAUUAUUGUCCUAGAGUACAAACAUCGGCCCAUCUGGCACUGUGCAGCACGGACUCUGACUGCGCCGUGUCUGAUAAGUGCUGUGAUGAUGCCUGCCUCAUGGCUAGGGUAUGCAAAACUGCUGUUGCACCCAGACACCGUAGGAAUACUGUUCGGUAUAAUCCAAAUGGCGCUAGAAAUAGUGGGUCAGGUGCAGCGAUACCAGUGAUACUGACGCGUGACGAGGAGCCAGUCAGUGUUGUGGUGAACAGUAGAGGCGACCCCGUGGCGGUGAGGGCAGGAGACGUGGUCACUGUGGCCGCCUCGCCCCCGUCACCACACUUGCUCGCUCCUGGUGCUAAUGUAACUAGUUCCUCAACUUUACACAAGACUCAAACAAAUGUGCAGUUAUCUGAAAAGGAUCAAAUUUACAUUAUAGAGGACGAAAAUGGUGAUUUGGUGGUAGAUUCCAUUGACAAUACUUUAACACUGGUGCAGGCUGGUGGCGGUCCCACUCUAGUUUUUAACGAUGAAGGGAUUAAAGUGGUGGCUGGCAUUGUAUCUGCCACAGAAUGGUCGUUCGUGGGUACAGUAAAGCAUUCGGUAAUUCCAAACUUGACUAUGCAUGCCGAGAAACUUUAUAACAAAACAUGGAAUGGUUCUGAGCAAGUUUCUGCUCGUAGCAGUUCAAUAGGUGAUAAGUUGCAAGGACAAAACAAAAAUAUUACGAGGACUGACGCCUUGAGAGUAUUGAACCAUGAUGGUGUGAUGUUUGUGAUGAGCUUCUCCUCGGUACCUGGAGAGGCACUUGGCACCGGCAAGAAUGCCUCCAUCUCCAUUGUAGCUUCAGAUAAAGUAACUGCAAAUGCCAUAAUUGACAAAGAUGGCAACCUGAUUACGGACAAAAAUGGAAUAAUUAAAGUUAAAAACAUAAACUUCAGGUCUCGAAAUAGUCAAAAAGUGUUGGAGGACAUGGUUAUCGUAGAUGGAAAAGGUAACACAAUCACUUUGGUGGACCAGAUGGGCAGAGUGGUAAACUUAACGGAUUACAACGGCAAUGACGUGAAACUGGCAGUUGGAAAGAUUACGUUUAAACUGCAGAAUUCUACUGGAGUGUCAGUUAAGCAAACUGUAAAUGGAUUGUUUGUAGUGGAUAAAACGGGUCAUGUUAUUGGAGACGAGAAUGGAAUUCCUCUCAGGGUUGUCUUACUAGAUGAACACCAGCCAAGUGAAGAACACUUAGAUAAUAUGGCAAAAAACAUGAAAAAGCUAGAGUUGAAAGGCUCCAUGAAAUUGGAAGAGGAAAGUGACUCGCUAGAGACGAGGAGAGCUGCAGCAGCACCAGUCUACCGUACGCGGCGGGAAGAUACCCAAAAUGUAAGGAAUCUAGAGACUCGUGAAGAUGUAAAGAGUGGCGAUUUAUACAAUGAUCCAGAGGUAGAGAAUAAGGGGCAGAGCUCUAGUAAUAUGGAUGGAGUCUUGGAGAAAUCUGAAAUUGCUUUUAACAUGAGAGAACUAUAUGAUAAAAAUAAUUUUAAACACUUUGUAAAAGACGAGGAUGGGAGUUGUGGGCUAGACGGCUAUCACCCAGAGGUGGGUGAAUGUGCUGAUUAUUCUGGAGAGGAAGAGAUUAUAGAACAAAAAAAGUUAGAAGUUGAAAGAUACGAGCAUUAUGAUAAAAAUUUGGAUCCAUAUUCAGGAUUUCACCAAGUAUGGAAAGAAGAUUCACAGAGUGAAGAGAUUGUGAAUAAAUAUACCGAGGAUAUAGGUCAGAGUUUAUCCUCUGACGGUGACAAUACCUACGAUGUGCACACCAUAAAGUCUAAGGAACUGAUGGGAGGUUCUGAAGACAAACAUGUGCACGAGUCUGAGUAUAAUACAGGUCCACCAUCAAUGGUAUACCAUGGCAGACGCUUGUUGUCAGUGGUACCACUCGGAAAUAAUCCUCCACGUGCAAGUGACCAGUCACUGGAGGCUGAAGACGAAGAUCUGGUACAACUAACGAGUGAGCAAGCGAGUAAUGACCGAGAUUGCAUGCAUCAACGACCCAAAGAAGCAACAAUGCCGUAUGUAAUUGCAGUAGAGCGGAAAGAAGAGUUUUCAACUCGUUCGAAAUACGAGAGCGAAACCCAGCAACAAACAAUCCAUUCACAGUAUGGCUACGAAUUUGUACAAUCUAAUUAUCGGAAGCGGCGACAGACGGCUGACAUGGUUGCUGAAGAUGUUAACACGCACGAUGGGGCUGAAGAGGAUGUAACUAGUAAUGGUUCUAGUAAAAGUUCCCAAAUGCAGAGAAGUGUGUUUCUACAAGCACUUUUACCUAAUCACAAUGAGAGCAAUAAUGGGUCCCAACUGAAGGUUAAUGAAAAUAAUUCGAGUAUGGAUAACUUGCAAAAUAUACGAGGACAAUCGGAUGACAAAGAGGCACCAACACUACUUCCUCCAGAAUAUCGUAGGAGACGAUACGUCCUUCCAGUGGAACAAAUGCGAACAAAGUUUAUGCGUGACGAGGAUUUGAACAAUGCUGGAAACUUCCAGUUAUUGACUACGUUAAUGAAAAUGUUUGAUAACACUGUCAAAAGGGACGACGAGAAACCUAAAAGAAAAGCCAGUUAUAACAACUGGCAGCAGCAGGGCGAGGACACUGUGGCGCCUGGUGGCCAGCCCGGGAGGCUCCCACUACCUCUACAACUUAGGGAUAUUGGCUUACAGAUCUUGAAAAUGGUGGACAAAGUUGAAAAUUUGAACUAUGAUUCGUUAAAUGUUGCAAGUAAAAAGAGUAACGUUGCCGAUUACGGAGGACCACUCGUCCAUCUCGUGGAAGAAUUCCUCAGACAAAUUACCUUAAUUAUCGAAAGGAUGGGCUCAAAGUUCCGAGAAAUGGAGGAUAGUGAAGGACUAACAUCUAUAGCCGCAAUAGUGAUGACGGCCAUUAUGGAGGUCCUGGGAACAGCCCAGGAGAUUGCAACUGAAGCCGAGCGCUUGUCCACGGCAACAAGCCACCACACUUCACAUAUAAAUUAUUUGUAAUCCUACCUUUUAUAAAUUUGUAUUUACACAUAAUUUUAAUAAAUGUUAAUCAGUU
Molecule: messenger RNA, 5086 nt
Organism: Procambarus clarkii (red swamp crayfish)
Lineage: Eukaryota; Metazoa; Arthropoda; Malacostraca; Decapoda; Cambaridae
Cellular component (GO): extracellular region
Molecular function (GO): peptidase inhibitor activity
Source: RefSeq, a predicted model, not a curated record